Ricinus communis (castor bean) is the source of this 2474-nucleotide messenger RNA. RefSeq names its product importin subunit alpha-4. The transcript is spliced from 10 exons. The record is from RefSeq and is a predicted model, not a curated record. Gene Ontology annotation, biological process: NLS-bearing protein import into nucleus. The coding region runs from base 682 to 2283 and encodes 533 amino acids. Gene Ontology annotation, cellular component: nucleus; cytoplasm. Gene Ontology annotation, molecular function: nuclear import signal receptor activity; protein binding. Lineage: Eukaryota; Viridiplantae; Streptophyta; Magnoliopsida; Malpighiales; Euphorbiaceae.
UCUUUUAAAGCAAGUCCGAAGGCGAACUACGCAUUGGGCCUAUUCCUAUUGAAGAGCUUUUGGUUUUCAUUUCUUGUGGUACACCUCAGCCUCAACAACCAUUGAUAUAACAGAAUAGCCAUUUUGUCCCUUGACAAACCAACCAACCAACCAGCCAUAGAAGUAGCUUUCCCAACAAAUUUUUUUCUUCUUCUGCUUCUUCUUCUUCUUCCCUUGUUCUUCUCAAAAAUAGAAAAUGUCAAUAAACCAAUAGAGUGAGCCUCAAAAGUUUAGCUUAUGCUAGAGAACAGCCAAUCCCUUAAAGCAGAUACAUUACAGCUAACUACACUCAUUCUUCGUUUGUAAAUCUUUGUCCAAUUCUUGCACGGGCAUGUGGCUCCCAUGAAUCUAACCAAUUAUUAAAGCCUACAAAAGCCACUUUACUUGCUUACAAAUUUCUUAUAAAAAAAUACAGGCCCUUUAAGCUAGUGUAAUUGAUUUGGGCGGCGAUACCAACAACAGCAACAGCUUUGCCACCUCAUUUACUUAUAAUUCGUCUCACAAUUAUUGCUCUCUUUACUUCUCUCUUUUGGCGGCUUAAACUAAAUAAAAUAAAAAAAUUUGCUUUACCUUGACUGAGGACUUUCAUCAAACAUUUAGUGAGCAAUAGUGAUACAGUGAGUUUUAGACAAGCAAAAGCCAAUGUCACUAAGACCCGGUUCGCGUACGGAUGCGAGGAAGAAAUCGUACAAGAGUGGUGUUGAUGGGGAUGAAGCUCGCAGAAGAAGAGAGGAUAAUUUGGUUGAGAUUAGAAAGAAUAAGAGAGAAGAUAGUCUUCUUAAGAAAAGAAGAGAAGGGCUUGCUCUUCUUCAAUCUCAGAAUUUAAAUGAGGUUUCACAAACUAAUGAUGCCAUCAACAAAAAAUUGGAAAAUGUACCUGUAAUGGUACAAGGAGUUUUGUCUGAUAACCCUAACCUGCAGUUGGAAGCAACUAUUCAAUUCAGAAAGCUAUUGUCAAUUGAGCGUUGCCCUCCAAUCGAUGAAGUAAUAAAAGUAGGCGUCGUUCCUCGUUUUGUGGAAUUCCUGGAUAGGCUCGAUCUGCCUCAGUUGCAAUUUGAGGCGGCAUGGGCAUUGACAAACAUUGUGUCCGGGACAUCUGAACACACACGGGUUGUUAUUGAUCAUGGUGCUAUCCCCAAAUUUGUGCAACUACUUGGCUCUGCAAAUGAUGAUGUUCGGGAACAGGCAGUGUGGGCAUUGGGUAAUGUUGCUGGUGACUCGCCUAGUUGCAGGGAUCUUGUUCUUAAUCAUGGUGCACUAAUGCCAUUACUUGCACAAUUCAAUGAGCACUCAAAACUUUCAAUGCUAAGGAAUGCUACUUGGACUUUAUCGAAUUUCUGCCGCGGAAAGCCACCAGCUCCAUUUGAGCAGGUCAAGCCUGCAUUGCCCGCCCUUCAGCACCUUAUUUACUCAACUGAUGAUGAAGUGUUAACAGAUGCCUGUUGGGCACUUUCUUAUCUUUCUGAUGGCACAAAUGACAAGAUUCAGGCUGUUAUUGAGGCAGGCAUUGCUCCAAGACUUGUGGAGCUUCUACUUCAUCCAUCAACAACAGUCCUUGUACCUGCACUACGAACUGUGGGGAACAUCGUCACCGGUGAUGAUACUCAGACCCAGUGUGUAAUUGACAACAAAGGGCUCACUUGUCUCUACCAACUUCUUACACAAAACUACAAGAAGAGUAUCAAGAAAGAAGCCUGUUGGACAAUUUCAAAUAUCACUGCUGGGAAUAAACAUCAAAUACAGGCUGUAAUUGAGGCAAAUAUCAUUUCCCCACUUGUGCACCUGUUACAAAAUGCUGAAUUUGAAGUCAAGAAGGAGGCAGCAUGGGCGAUUUCCAACGCCACUUCCGGUGGUUCCCGAGAACAAAUUCAAUACUUGGUGAGUCAAGGUUGCAUUAAACCACUGUGUGAUCUUCUAGUAUGUCCUGAUCCGAGAAUUGUGACAGUGUGCCUUGAGGGUCUAGAGAAUAUCCUGAAAAUUGGUGAGACUGAGAAGGAGUCUGGCAAUACCACAGUCAAUAUGUAUGCACAGUUAAUAGAUGACUGCGAUGGGCUGGAUAAAAUUGAAAAUUUACAGAGCCAUGACAACCAUGAGAUUUAUGAAAAGGCCGUGAAGAUUUUGGAAAAGUAUUGGAUUGAGGAAGAAGAAGAGGAUCAGAAUAUUAUAGAUGCCAGUAAUGGAGACCUGAGCUUCGGGACAAACCAGCCCAGCAUUCCCAUCGGAGGAUUCAAAUUCAGUAGCUGAUAUGAUUGGGAAUAAGAAUUUUGUUCCUUCUUUUUCUUUUCUUUUUUUCAAAAAAAAAAAGAACGAAACAAUAUUUGGGGUCAGGAUUUUGUGUUUUUGGCCCUUUGUUGUGAAUGUGAUAGCAUGGUUGAAGUAAACUGAAGUCUACACUUUUCGGAUUCUAUGAAUAAUAAUUUCUUUUUUAAAGAUAA